Messenger RNA from Blepharisma stoltei, 1194 nucleotides. Lineage: Eukaryota; Ciliophora; Heterotrichea; Heterotrichida; Blepharismidae. The record is from the annotation of a GenBank genome assembly.
AUGUCAUUAAAAAAACAACCCAGAAGAUUUAUUAACUGUUCAGAACCGCAGUCAUCUUUAGCAUCUCCUUUCAGCGGCCCAACGACACCUAUAAAAAACCCCGCAUUCUCACUAAGUCUUAAACAUGCAGCAGGACGCCGAUCAUCAAGUGUAGAAAAAUUACCUAGAGUCCAAAAUCUAUCACAAAAAUUAUCGUUUAGCUCAGUGGCAGCAAGUUCGAAAGCUCAUAUAAAUAGUGCUUCUGAAGCCAUCAACUCCAGCUACAACAAAGAAUUUUUGCUCAUUGAUGAUAAGGUUAGAAAUUUCUGUAAUUCCGAAAAUAAUGAAAACACCAGCAAAAGAAUAAGAUUUCAAAUAGAGAUCUUAGAAGAGAUAAUGAAGCUACCUUCUGGGAUUUCAGAUUUCCUCAGAGUCAUACAAUAUACUCUCCAUGAUGCUCUUACUCCCGUCACCUCCGUAAGCGAACAAAACUUUCAACAAACAAAAAUUUUUUAUGAAAAAAUAAUUGGCAUAUAUAGGUUAUAUUAGUAUAACGAAAUCUCUAGCUAAUUCUGUUAAUUUUAAACAGCUUGCAUUUUAAAACAUAAAUUUUACAAAUUAAAUCAAUAUUUGCUUUUUACUUUUUGCAAAUUGGGAUUUUUUUUAAUUUCGAAAAAAAAAAUUAUCCCCUUUUCUUGAGAGAAAAAAAUUUUUUGGUCGCUCACGGAGGGGGGAACUAGCGAAAUAGAAUCAAAUAAAUGGAAAAAAAAAUAUGACGGUAAAGCAAAGCAAGUUGUUUCUCUGAUUAAUGAAAAAAUAGUUUUAAAUGAAAAAAUCGAAGAUUUAAUAAAAGAAAACACAAUUUUGAAAACAAAAUUUGAAGAACUUAAAUUAAAAAAUGUUAAAACAAUGGAAGCUUUUGGUAAAUGCAAAGAAAGCCCACAGUAUAAGCUUAUUGAAGAGCUUCACGAAAAAAACAAAAAAAUAAAAGAAAUCAAAUGGGAUGUAAGUCACUAUAAAUUAAGAGAGUCAAAAAUCAUUAUGAUGCUUCAAGAGUUGCGGAGCAGAGGCUUAGAAACUGGAAGCAUUAUGAAGAAAUAUAAUAUUUCUUUUGGAAGUGAAUCAGAAAGCAUGAUUUAUAGCAAUUUAGAACACAAUACCAACUCAACGUUUUCUUCAGCGACCCUGGCUUAUUUUCAAGAAUUUUUAUUAUAA